AGGAAGGUCUGUUGAAAGGAGAGGGGGAAGAAGGUCUCCAGGUCGCUCGCGCCGCCGGCCGCGCGUCUCCCGCCCACCUCCGUGCGCGCCGCCGGUCGCCCGUUUCCGUCUCUCGCCCGCCGCCUCCACGCCCGAGGACAAGGAGGGAAAACGGCGAGAGAGUUUGCUCCCGCUCCGCCAAACCGCUCCACAAGUCUGCGGACCUCCGCUCCUCCGUCCUCCAGCUUAUGGAUUUGCCAGGUCCGAGAUGGAAGAGAGGCAAGGACGGCAAGGACUUUGCCGCUCUCGCAGCAGCCAAACCCAUGUCCACGAUACUUGCCGAGCUCCAGGCUUCUUUGAGAGACGCACAAGCUGUCGCCAUUUUAUCAGGGGAUGGCAAAGACGCGAUUCUUGCAGUUGAAGCGCACCAAGCCAAGCUUCUGAACUGUGCGGCCUUUGGCCGGACUGUGGAAAAUGCAGGGUAUGAGAAGCUAUGGUUCCAGCUGGGCCCCGAGGAGAUGUUCUUUCUUUGCCAUGCCCUCAGGUGCAUCACGGUUCAAUCGGAGGAGAACAAGAAGCAGAUGCGCGAAGGGGAGCUGUGGGAUCUCUUGACCUCCACCUCAGAGCAAUUCCCGGAGAUGUACAAGGCGUAUCAACACCUUAGGUUGAAGAAUUGGGUUGUAAGGUCAGGAUUGCAGUACGGUGCAGAUUCUGUAGCUUACCGUCACCAGCCAGCACUUGUUCACUCGGAGUUUGCAGUAAUCGUAGUUCCAGAAGGCAAAAUGUUUGGUGCUCGAUGUGGCCGCAUGAAGGUGUGGCCUGAUCUACUCUGCGAGCUUCGAGCUUCUGGAAGUGUGGCCAAGACAUUACUUUUUCUGACCAUCAGCACCAACAACUGCGAGGUGAGAUCGCUUGAUUGUUUGGAACAACUGAUUGUUCAUGAGAGGAUGAUCAACAGAUGGAUACCGCAGCAGUGCCGUGAGCAACAAGACAAACUGCGCAGAGAAGAAGCCCAUAGGGACGAGCAAAGACAAAAACAGUGCAGAGAAGAAGCAAUUAAGAAAGAACAAGAGGAUACAAGAGAGGGUGUAAUAUUUAGCUAUUGGCGUGUAAUAUUAAGCUUUACAAUUCUUUUUCUAGCUUACUUUGUCUACAAGCUCAAACUUUGACUGAAGACCUUAAUAUUUCUGUAUGCACAUGUUGGUAAUUGCGAAUUGUGCCCUAUUGAAUCCUAUGAUGCUACUUCGUGAGCCUUGUUGAGGUUUCUAGACAUCCUGGCUAAUACUAUCGUAUGACUGCACUUCACUGCAGACUGCAUAUAUGUGUAUUGUUAUUUCUGGGUAAACGUACGUUUCAGGCCUUCAAGACUGCUAUGGACUGAGUGCCCUCUGGUGGCAUAGAAAAUUCUAUCUGCAUGGCCGACACCACUGGAGCAUGUUGAAUAAAUGAGGUACCGGAGGGGCAGGUCUCCCCUAGUUCGUGCGCCGGGCAUGGCAUCUGGCUCAAGCACAUUGGUCAGGAAUGCGAGCCUGCCAUCCUUGGUGCACCCCAUCCAUGUUCCUCCACCAAGCACAUCCCUGCCUCCAAGAAUCUUCUUUGAGCCUUCUCCCCACCAUCCUACUGCCUUUGUAGGCCUGCAUUAGUUCGUUAAAAACAACAGAGAAGCUCUGAGCUCUGAACACCCAGCAUUGUUGUUUUGCAGCAAGUAACCUUUCUAUUGGUUUCUCUUACAGCAUUUUAUUUAUGAUAACUGAUUGAACAAUAUUAGCAUACAUGUCAUGGAGGUUUGCAUUUUAUAUUACUUGUGGUUCAUGUAAAUUCUGCCAGUGAAUAUGUAACUCUGGAGGGAAAAUUUUACUCAAUUUCAAACCAGAUCCUCAUACAGCAGAGCUAUUACUUCCAGGUUGGGCGCUACAAAGAUCAAUAAAACCAAAUAAGAUCACGUACCUGCUAUGGAACUCAUCUCUGUUGAGCAGCAGGAGGAUCUGGUGCACAGGGUGAGCCUGCCAAAUCCAUGCAGCUAUGCACAUGGCUUCAGGGAGAAGGUUGGAAGGAGAGCGAAAGCACAAGGAGCCCACAGAGUGUUUGCAUUAUUGGCUGCAACCAGGCCACGGGAACUGGAACUCAUCCAUAUACCUCAACGAAACCAGGGGCGUGCUGGAUUGGGUUAAACAAAAGCGGCAAACAACGACCUGAUCUUUCGAAGCAAUAUAUGACCCCUGUUUCCGUGUAUGAUCAAAAGGCCAGUACUGAAUCCAUCAAUCUGUUUCCCGUGGGUAGUUGGCUGCGGUGGCUCACACGUGUCGACCUCCAGGAAUAACGUGCCUGCACGGCGGUUUUCAGGCACUCGUCAUCUACUCUAUCCGUUUCCAGACCGUACGCGACGUAUUCUACUGCUUAGGGCCCACUUGCAGACCGUAUGGCUCAAGGUGCCGCUGGCUAAGAACGAGCCGAGGGAGAGCGGCCUCAUCCAUUCUCCUUCGUUGACCGAACACGCCGCCCCUCGCCACCGCUGUCGCCAUCGCCGCCGUUGCCUUUCCUUCUUCUCCGGCGCUGGCGUGAAGCCCAGCAUGAGUGAGGGUUCCACUGCUUCGGGCCCGUCCGUGUUCGGGAGCCAGGGGAACCGGCUCCGGCUGGAUGACUGCCCCAAUUGUGGAUGCCGCCUGAUCUGUAUCCGCAGCAAGCAGCCAGAGACGUUCAAUCAGAUAUUUUUUACAAGUGCCCCAACAACGUGAGGGGAGAUCCAAACACAUGUGGAUGGAUUCAGUCUGAGCGUCAGUACGAGACUUAUUUGCGUGUGCUGGAUGCACGGAAGCAGCAAUGUGGCGACCUCCAAGUCAUUGGAGAUGCCAGGAUGCAAGCUCUGUUUGAGUUGAAGGACCAGUUUGUUGAGCUCAAGAACCAGUUUGAUGGGCUGAAAACUAAAAUUGAAGCAAUGAAUAUGCAGAUUUGGGAGCUCAGUCAGCAGCUCAGUGAGAGGAAGAAGACCUGGGUAGCUGUACUUGUUGCAUGUGUUGCUGUGGUUGGGUUGAUGGUGACAGUGCUGUGGAAGUGAGGCAGUGUUGUGUGAGGGGAAGGAUGCUUUUGUGAACUGCAAGUAGAUGACCUAGGAUGGUUUAGUGAACUGGAAGUAGCUAGGAUGCUUUUGUGAACUGGAAGUAGAUGAGCUAGGAUGCUUUUGGAAGCUUUUGAAUGGUGUGUAAAUAGAUGACCUACUUGCAGCUGAAGUUGUGUGUAAAUAUAUGACCUACUUUUAUGUGCAAUGUGUGACUCCAUGUUUCUGUGAAUUA
Molecule: messenger RNA, 3269 nt
Organism: Panicum virgatum (switchgrass)
Lineage: Eukaryota; Viridiplantae; Streptophyta; Magnoliopsida; Poales; Poaceae
Product: probable tRNA-splicing endonuclease subunit Sen2
Exons: 8
Coding region: 228-1148 (306 amino acids)
Biological process (GO): tRNA splicing, via endonucleolytic cleavage and ligation; tRNA-type intron splice site recognition and cleavage
Cellular component (GO): tRNA-intron endonuclease complex
Molecular function (GO): tRNA-intron lyase activity; nucleic acid binding
Source: RefSeq, a predicted model, not a curated record